AUGGCCGGUGUCCUGCUGCAAGAAGCCGAGGCGGCCAAGACAAGAGGCAACGCUCAAUUUGCGAAGGGCAAUUUCACGGCUGCAAUCGAAGAGUAUGCAGAAGCUUUAUCAGCUGCUUCUGCCCAUGUCGACGUUCAACAGAAGCUCGCGGGCCCGCUAUAUCUCAACAGGUGUCUUUGCUUUCUCAAGCUCGAACAGCCCGCAAGAGCCGAGUCCGAUGCUGACGCCGCAAUCAAGCUGCUGGGGACGGAUGCCUCGAGCGUGUCGUCGCGCGGCAAAGCAUUCUACAGAAGAGGUCUGGCAAGGAUAGGUCAAGGAAAGGGGCGGCUUGCAGAGCAAGACCUUGAAGAGGCGCUAGGACUGACUCCUUCGUCCGAAGAGAUCAAGAAGGCGCUGAAGAGAGCUCAGGCAUGUAGCGUCAAUGAGGACGAAGCGACAUCCAAAGUCGCACCUGUGAAUGAUCGUGUAACUGAGAGUCAACGGUCUGACACGAGCCUCCGCGCUGGUGGACUCGACUCUACAUCAGCAGGCCCAAGCUCCAGCGUCGAUGCUGCUCGAGCUUUUCUCCAACGAGUCAAUGAUCCGGCUCACGCUGAGAGCUCACAGGGGCCGAGCAGAACGCAUGAUCCCGUUCCAGAGAAGUUUCCUGGCGAAUCUGGAGGAUUCUUGCGCGAGAGAAGUACCAGGCUUAUCACUCAUGAGAAUUUUAGCGCUUCGACGUCGUAUCGCCCUAGUGAUACGCAGCUCAGUCCAGCCAAGAGCGAUCACCAAGCUGCGACGGCGGAGGCGCGAAACGGCUCACCAGUAUCCCGCACCGCUGCUUCACUCUCAUUUGGCACCCGCGCCUCUCCCUCUGCACCAAUUAAAUUCUCAAGCGAGCGAAAAGGAGGUUCGCUGAGUGCUUUUGAAUUUGACAAGAGGUGGAGAGAGAUCUGGGCUGCUGGGCAAGGGUCUUGUGGGCAAGAGCACGACUUGAAUAGAGCUUUCGCGCUAUGGGGAUUCCUCGGGAAGCUCGACUUUUCGAAGAUACCCAACAUCCUGGGCUCACUGCUAGAGCCGGAGCUCCUAGUGCAACUUCUUCAAGGCUUCUCGCACGUGCUUCGAAUUUCAACGCAGGCAAGUCUUGGAGCAGACAUACAGCUCCGAGACGUCGAGACGCAAUUCCUUGUUGCAUUGUCUGCGCUACCAAAAUGCCAACGCUUCGAGACCAGCUUGAUGUUUCUUGAUGAGCAAGAACGCAGCUCUAUGCGAGAUCUCGUCAGGCCCUAUGCCAAUAAGCUCGACGACACGAUCAAGAAGAGCUGGGCGGGUCUCUAA
Molecule: messenger RNA, 1317 nt
Organism: Ceraceosorus guamensis
Lineage: Eukaryota; Fungi; Basidiomycota; Exobasidiomycetes; Ceraceosorales; Ceraceosoraceae
Product: TPR-like protein
Exons: 5
Coding region: 1-1317 (438 amino acids)
Molecular function (GO): protein binding
Source: RefSeq, a predicted model, not a curated record